Molecule: messenger RNA, 1140 nt
Organism: Cooperia oncophora
Lineage: Eukaryota; Metazoa; Nematoda; Chromadorea; Rhabditida; Trichostrongylidae
Source: the annotation of a GenBank genome assembly
AUGAAAGUGCUUGAAAACAACAGUACGAAAAAGUGUCGUAUUGUUAUGCGCAGAGAGCAGGUGUUGAAGGUGUGCGCAAACCAUCAGCUUUUGCCUGGAAUGACAAUACAAGUAAUGCAGCGCCAAGAAAAAGCUAUGACAUGGUAUUGUGAGGAUUUCUCCGAGGGACAAACAGUUCACGAAAAACUUUCGGCUCGAUUUGCAAGUGUGGAAGUAGCUAAUAAGUUCAAGGAAGUUUUCGAAAAUGCUGUCAAGAAUGCUGGACCAGCAGUUUCUCCUGCGAAGCCAAGUGGGACUGAAAAGAAGGAGGACAAGUCAUGGGAAUGCCCAGAAUGUUACUCCCGUACAGCUGCAGACAAGUGCCCCUGCUGUGGAUUUGCGAAAGGAGGAGAUAAGGCGCCGGCUCCUGCAACUAAGUCAACACUGCCCACCUCAAGCAUUCCUCUCGGCGGAGCACCAACAAGUGAAGGACAGAAGUUUACUUUCGGUUUGAGCGCAGCGGCUGCAGCUAAGGCUUCCCCACCUGUGACGACUCCAUCAUCGUCAUCCAAUACACCAAAAUCGUCGUUAUUCGGAGCCUCUCUGACAGCAGCUUCCUCUGGCUCAACUCCGUCCAGUGGUUUUACAUUCGGAGCGAAACCAUCGAUUUUCGGUGGUUCUUCUCCAAAACCACCUACAGAAGGAAGUUCUGCCUUGCCCACGUUUUCGUUUGCAAAAAAGCCCGAAGCUUCUGCCACUCCAACUUACUACAGCGGCGACGAGCGCUUCAACUCCUGUUACGUUCUCUUUCAAACCAGUGGAAAAGUUUUGAUGACUUCAGCUGGAUCUGCAUCCACGACGCCAGGCAUGGGUGGUUCCUUGUUUGGUAGUAGCAAGCUUUUUGGGGCUUCCAGCACUGCGUCCACUGUAGAGAAGAAGGAAGAGGAAAAGGACGAAAAAGAUGCGACAACACAGCCUAAGAGUGAACAAAAGGUGUUCGGCAGUGGAUUUGGUAGUAACCUUUCAUUUGCUAGUCUUGCAAAAUCAGCUUCGGGAUCUAUCUUCGACUCUGCUCAUACGCAAAAGGCACAGGCAGAAUUUGCUGCUCAGGCAAAAAGCAAGGCUGGUGUCCUUUUGCAUGGAUUAGUUUUGUAUUCUUAA